Clunio marinus is the source of this 1631-nucleotide messenger RNA. NCBI's taxonomy places the organism in Eukaryota, Metazoa, Arthropoda, Insecta, Diptera, Chironomidae. The record is from the annotation of a GenBank genome assembly.
AAUUAAACGAAUUCUGCACUUUCAUAAUAUUAUUUUUAAAAAAUAUUAAUUAUUAUUAGGUGAACAAAAGAGAAACAACUUUAAUUGAGAUGUCAGGUUUUAGUGGAGCUCUUCAAUUAACCAAUCUCGAUGAUUUCAUUACGCCUUCACAAGAAUGCAUUAAACCAGUUGAAAUCAAAAAGUCAAAAACUGGAUCAAAGAUAACCAUCCAAGAAGAUGGAACAUAUUUUGAGUCUAAUAAUAUGGGAACACAAAAGCUGGAGAAAGUUGAAAUAACUCUGGCUGAUUGUCUUGCAUGCAGUGGUUGCAUCACAUCGGCUGAAGGUGUUUUGAUAACUCAACAAAGCCAAGAAGAAGUGCUUCGGGUGUUAAAAGAAAAUAGUAAAGCUAAAGAGGAAAAUGAUGAAAACAAUAUAAAAAUCAUCGUUUUCACAAUCUCUCAACAGUCUUUGUUGUCGCUUGCAAAAAAAUUCAAUUUAAAUCCGGAACAAGCCACAAAACACUUAUCAGGAUACUUAAAACUUUUAGGUGGUGAUUAUGUGUUAGAUACAAGAAUAGCUGAUGACUUGGCGCUUUUGGAAUCACGUGAAGAGUUUCUUAGACGGUAUCGAGAUCAAAAGAGUUUUAAACUUCCAAUGCUUGCCUCAUCUUGUCCUGGCUGGGUCUGUUACGCUGAAAAAACUCAUGGCGACUUAUUAAUUCCUUAUAUUUCAACAACAAGAUCACCACAACAAAUAAUGGGAGUUCUUGUCAAACAAUUUCUCGCUCAAAAGCUUAACGUAAGUGCUGAAAAGAUUUAUCACAUAACAGUGAUGCCGUGCUAUGAUAAGAAGCUGGAAGCAUCUCGGGAAGACUUUUUCAAUGACGUCAUUGAGAGUCGUGAUGUCGAUUGUGUUAUUACAUCGAUUGAGAUCGAACAAAUGCUAGCAAGUGAAGGGAAAAUUUUGAGUGAGUUUGAGGAGAAAACUUUCGAUUGGCCUUGGACUUGUUCGCAACCAGAAACUUUUGUGUGGUCACAUGAGUCAUCAGGUUCUGGUGGAUAUUCAGAUUAUAUAUUUAAAUAUGCAGCAAAAGUACUUUUUAAUGAAAAUGUGACUCAAUUAAAUUAUAAAAAUUUGAGAAAUCCCGAUUUUCGUGAAGUGAUUCUUGAAAAAGACGGCGCUGUUGUUCUUCGAUUUGCGAUCGCUAAUGGCUUCAGAAACAUUCAAAAUCUUGUUCAAAAAUUGAAGCGUGGAAAGUCAAGUUAUCACUAUGUAGAAGUUAUGGCAUGUCCGUCGGGUUGUUUGAAUGGUGGAGCACAAAUCAGACCAGAAAGUAAUCAACCAAUUCGGGAACUAACAGAAGAACUUAUAAAAAUGUAUCAAAAUCUUCCACAAGCUGAACCAGAAAAUGAAAAUGUUAAAAUAAUCUACGAUGAAUUUCUUGGUGGAAAUGACAGCGAUAAGGUUCAACAGCUUUUACAUACUUCUUAUCAUGCUGUAGAGAAAAUGUCAACAGCUCUUAACAUCAAAUGGUAGACAUUCGUUGAUUUCUUAUUUAUUAGAAUUCUAAAAAAGAAAUAAAACCAAAUAAAUCGAUUUGCAAUUCAAACAUGUGAAGAUGUUUAAUUCAAAGUCUAGACGGAGCAAAGC